Molecule: messenger RNA, 2606 nt
Organism: Arabidopsis arenosa
Lineage: Eukaryota; Viridiplantae; Streptophyta; Magnoliopsida; Brassicales; Brassicaceae
Source: the annotation of a GenBank genome assembly
GGUCCAGAUUUCGAUUCGUGUAAUAUCAGAAGCGAGAUUUUACCUUUGAUAUAAGAGAGGAUGGUCGGCAGUGGCGCUAGGGUUUCGAUUCCGGCCAGUACUCGGAAGAUGAUUCAGAACAUCAAGGAGACCACUGCUGGGAACUAUAGCGAGGAUGAGAUUCUCGCAAUGCUUCAUGAAUGUAACAUGGAUCCUGAUGAGACCGCUCAACGCUUACUUCUUCAGGAUCCAUUCCAUGAGGUUAAAAAAAAGCGUGAUAAGAGGAAAGAGAACAUCAACAACAAGGAUUCUGCUGAAUCACCAUGGAGAUCUGGUGGAGGGGGGCGUGGUAGCAGGGGUGGUCGGAUGAAUUUCUCUUCUCGUCAUGCAUCAAAUGAUGCUGCUGGUGCAAAGAAUUCUUUCAGAAAAGAAAACGGUCCAAAGCAGGUCACUGAUCCAUCAACUUCAACCUCUCAAGAGAUAAAAACGAAAGAUAUGGCUUUGGUCUCCAGCCAUUCAGCUGUGAUGGGUAAAAGUACUGUUGGUCCGACAUCAGGAAGCUCUGAUGUUCGCCAUUCUUCCAACCUACCAGCUAGUUCAGGUCAACUGAAAGCUACUGGAUCUUCAGUGCCCUCAAAUAACAUUGAUGGUGCACCGUCUCCUGUGGAAUUAAGCAAAAAUCGUGUAGCAGUUGGCUCAAGGGAUGUGCAUACUGAGCAGAAGUCAGUUGAUUCUCUGCCACUCCCUCGUCCAUCCUCUUCUGAAGUUCGAUUCACAUCUUCAAAUCCCAAAUCAGAGCAAACAGCACAUGAACAGCACAUUGGAGAAAGCAAGUCCCAUGCCAGAUCCCGUGGGGUUGGGAAGACUGCCGUGAAUGAUACUUAUGUUCCGAGGCCUGCUUCGUCUCAUAGCAACAGCACGGGUAGUCGACCUUCUUCUAACUACAGUAAUCGGUCACAUCAGACUGUUGGUCCUCAAAGAGGUGCUGGUUCCAUUAAGGAAUGGAAACCGAAGCCAGUGAACCAUAACACUACCCAGGGCUCUGGUGCAUCAUCUACAGGUGAAACCCUUGCAGUUCCUACUGAAUCCGGUGACAAAUCUGUUGAAGAUGUUAUCCCUUCAGCAGAGGCCACAUCCAGAUUGCAGAGACAGCUUGAAGACUUGCAGAUUCAACGUCAGCAUGUUAUUAUUCCAAACCAUAUUCUUGUUCCAGAGGCUGAACGAACCAAGUUAAGCUUUGGAAGCUUUGAUGCUGGCUUUUCUAUUACGUCUAGCUCAGUAGCCUGUCCUCAGAGUGAAAAGAGAUCUGCACCUCUCUCUCAUAAUUCGCAGGAAGUUGAAGAAAGUUUUGAAGAGGAGGAAUUUAGGCACCCAACUGUCCAUUCGACUGAAAAGGAAGAGGACAAUAGUGUUUAUUCCGAGUCACCUUCACAAGUUCCAGAUAAUAUGGCUGGUGAAGGUAUUACAGCAACAAAUGUAGCUCCAGAGUAUGAUGUCACCAAGCAAGAGAAUAUGUUGGAGUCCGAAAGCAAUCAAAACUCUUUUGACCAUGUUCCAAGUAAUAUUACCGGGCUUGUUCCUGGGAGCGAACAUCCACAAUUUGAGACUGCUGACCCUCAAGCACGUGAUGCUCUUCGUAUUCCCAAUUUUGUGGUCCAACCACCUUUUGAUACGGCGAGUUACUAUGCUCAAUUCUACCGCCAAGGUCCUGACAGUGAUGGCCGUGUUUCUCCCUUUGUUUCCCCAGGGGUUGCCUCCAAAUUUAAUGGGAAUGUUACAGUAAUGCCUCCGCAUUCAUCUCAAACCAUGCAAGAGGGUGGAAAUAACUUAGUUCUGUCUACUGCUAGUCCACCACCACUGGUAACUCAGGCUGCUGGACUAAUGCAGAGCUCUAUACCUGUCACGCAGCAGCCUGUUCCUGUUUUCCGCCCCCCGGGUUUACAUAUGUCGCAUUAUCCACCAAACUACGUGCCAUAUGGAUACUUCUCCCCAUUCUAUCUACCUCCCCCUACAAUGCACCAAUACUUAAGCAAUGGUGCAUUUGCUCAGCAACCUCAGGCAAGCGGUGUAUAUCCUCCACCCCCUGGAGCUGCAACAGGAGGCAAAUACACACUCCCUCAUUACAAGCCUGGGACUAAUACAGGAAACAUGACUCAUGUCGGUAUGCCUGGUGGUUAUGGACCAACAUAUGGGUCCUUCCCAGCAGGAUAUAAUCCCACCUCUGCUGCAUCAGCCGGGAAUUCGACUUCCAAUGAGGAUCUCAACUCAUUGCAGUUGAAAGAAAACAACGGCUACAGCACAACAGGGCAACAGAGUGAAGCGUUACCUGUAUGGGUUACUGGACCAGGACGAGAUGUGUCAAGCUCUUUCUAUGGUUUACAGCACCAUGGGCAACACGUGACUUACGCUCCAGCACAAGCUGGUCACGUCGCGUACCCAGGUAUGUACCAUCCGGGACAAGCAGUAACAGCAACAGGAGUUCAUCAUCCGCUUUUACAACAGUCUCAAGGUGUGGCUGGAGCUGAAAUGGUUGCACCUGCGCCUAACGUUUUCCAACAGCCUCAGCAAACACAAAUGAAUUGGCCAAGUAAUUACUGAAACAGGAAGUAUAAAGGAGAAAAAGAUUU